Phyllotreta striolata is the source of this 1755-nucleotide messenger RNA. Lineage: Eukaryota; Metazoa; Arthropoda; Insecta; Coleoptera; Chrysomelidae. The record is from the annotation of a GenBank genome assembly.
AUGUAUAAAGAAAAAAAUAUGGUACCGCCCGAUGGGGGAUGGGGAUGGGUCGUAGUCAUCGGCGUCAGCGUAAUCAACCUAACGACUAGAUCGCUGGAGCAAUCGUUCGGCUUGCUCUUCGGCGAUCUCCUCAACGAAUUGAACAUUGAGACCACCGGCGCCGCCAUUAUAAUGAGCAGCCUCGACGCCCUGGUCAAUUUCUCCGGCCUUCUAGUCGGCCCCUUAAUCCGCGCCUACUCCUAUCGCACGGUAUCCCUCGUGGGCACAGCCCUCUGCAGUCUAGGUCUCAUCCUGACGUUCCCUGCGAGGAGCAUGGAGCACAUUCUCGCCACUUACAGCAUCAUCAACGGUUUGGGGGUGGGACUGGCGGCGUCCUCGACCUUCGUGGCGCUCAGCAACUACUUCGUGAAGCGCCGGGGGCAAGCGGUGGGGUUCUCGCUGGCGGGGACCGCGGUGGGGAUGAUGUUCAUGCCGCAGGUGAUCCGCUACCUGCUGGAAUGGUACACUUUUCGCGGGGCCAUUCUCAUACUGGGGGCGUUCGCUAUGAACGGUAUAGCGGGAUCGGUGGUCCUGCAGCCGGUCGAAUGGCAUUUGGUGCCCGAAAGGAUCGACGAUGAAGAGGAGGGAUACAAUCAGAAGAUGAUAUUUUAUUUCGCGUCGACAGAGGAAAUGGAGACCAUUAAAGAGACGGAAGACGAGGAUUUGGAUAUACAAGAAGCUCAAACGUUGAUAGCGAAAAUAAAUUCCGAGGUGGCCAUCAAACAAAUGGACGAGUCGCUGAAACCGAACGGUUUUUCGAGAAAAUCCACGUUUCCCAGAAACUUUUCCACCAUCAGCUUCGCCGGCAGUCAAAAAAAACGAAGAAUAUCCACGGAAUCCCUCGUAUCGAGUUAUUCCCGAUUGGACUUCACCGGAUCUAGCAUACAGCUACAGCUCGAUUCAAGGGAGGCGGAUCAAUCGUUUCAAAUCUCAUCCAGACAGCUGCGCAGGAACAUGAGCUAUCCAGGAGUACCAUCCACGACUAUCCAGAAAAUGCGGCCCAUAUCGCCCCCGGGGGAAAAGGCGGAGUCGAAGGCGACCUUCUGGCAGAAAGUGGUCGAAUUCAUGGAUCUGGAUCUGCUGAAUUGCCCGAUAUAUUUGAACCUGGUGCUCGGGCUGUCGUUAGCCUAUGUGGCAGAGCAGAAUUUCAAAACUGUUCUGCCCUUUCUCUUUCUCAAUUUGGGUUACGAUAAGAAAGACGUCGCGACGUUUCUAUCGUUCCAAGCACUGACUGAUAUUUUAGCCAGACUGAUUUUACCGCCGAUCUGCGACAGGAUCAAUAUUUCCAAGAAGACUUUCUUCAUGAUGGGCAUAUUUUCCGUGGGAUUAUCCAGAUCAGCCCUAGCGCACCAAACCGAAUGGACUAACAUUGUGAUUUGGUUGUUGAUUUGUGGCUUCGCCAGAGGGGCCACUCUCAUCAAUUUCACCAUCACAAUAGCGGAGUACACCUCUCGGUUUUCCACUUUAGAGAAGUUACCGGCGGCUUUUGGACUUCACAUGGUCGGGAAAGGACUCUUCGUCGUGGUGUUGGGCCCGUUACUAGGCUACAUUCGAGAUUACACGAAGAGCUACCCGAUUUGCAUCCAUUCGCAAACCAUGCUGAUUAUGCUGGGUUGUUCCGCUUGGGUGGCUGAAUACCUGAUCAUUUGGUGUCACAAGAAGGAAAAGGCCCCGUCCGUUGCUAACACAGCCACCACGACGACUACGAGUACGUGA